Fusarium coffeatum is the source of this 1935-nucleotide messenger RNA. RefSeq lists its product as uncharacterized. The record is from RefSeq and is a predicted model, not a curated record. Gene Ontology annotation, molecular function: zinc ion binding; sequence-specific DNA binding. Gene Ontology annotation, biological process: positive regulation of transcription by RNA polymerase II; DNA-templated transcription. The coding region runs from base 1 to 1935 and encodes 644 amino acids. Gene Ontology annotation, cellular component: nucleus. The transcript is spliced from 4 exons. NCBI's taxonomy places the organism in Eukaryota, Fungi, Ascomycota, Sordariomycetes, Hypocreales, Nectriaceae.
AUGACUUCCAACGAUGAAAGUCCUCGCGAUUCGGAGCUUGAGAGUAGAGAUGAUAUCGGCUCCUCCAAUAUUACGCCUUUGAGUGCUGGUGUGAAACGGCAAAGGAAGACAAAGUCCACUGCAUACAUAGAAGAUCUGAUUGCCGAGAACAAACGCCUUCGAAAUCAAGAUGCAGACCCCAAGCCACGUCCCGAGACUAGCAUACCAGAUGUUACCGUACCUUCUACCAACCAGCCAGAAGCCCCGCCCACAUUGCAGGGCACUUUACUAGAAGAAAGACCCUGGUUCUUUGAUAUGAACGUUCUUCAUACUCCUGUUCUCAUCGGCGAAGCUUCCGAUGCUGCUUUCGCGACGCGCUUUCGGCAGGCUAUCUCUGAGCCAGGACAUAGUCACAUACCGAGAGUCAAUUACGCACCAGACGAGACACUUCUUACCCUUUCAGAUGAGGAUUGUCCGUGGCCUAUUCCAUCCAGAGCACGGCUUCUUGUAAAUGUUGCGUUGAAGUAUGUUAGCAGAAGCUAUUACAUCGUGCGCAAGAGCCAAAUAUUGGAAGGCCUUGAGCAGACAAUCUUGAACCCUCACUCCACCGAUUCACUACUCAAAAGCAAACUAUGGGCUCUGUUUGCUAUUGGUGAGAUGUACUCGACGAGAACGGCGGCAAAGAAUACGAACUUCCCCGGAAUGGCCUACUUUGCCAGAGCUACAAGGAUUCUCAGGAUUGUUAGUGAAAGACCGCGGAUUGAUGCAGUUGAAAUCCGUUUGCUUCUUUCAUUCUAUUCGCUUGCCCUGAAUCGUCGCUAUACAGCCUACGCCUUGGCUGGUUCGUCAGUUCGCCUUGCUGUGGUUAUGGGUCUCCAUCUCAACGUCCCCGAAUCCCAGCUCCGCAACGUCGGCGCACGAGAACAUAGGAACCGCGUCUGGUGGACAGCUUACAGCUUCGAUCGCAUGUGGGCAUCAAGGCUUGGACACCCUGUAGCCAUUCGAGAUGACGAUAUCGAGGUCAAUCUGCCUACUGACCCGGGUUUGGGGACGCUCUCAGACGACUUUGUCGACGCAUCGUAUCUUAUCGCUAGUUCACGGCUUGCGCGCCUAGCUGCGAGAGUUAUCAAUUCUAUUUACACCAGAAAGCCACAGCAGAAGACCUUGUCGCAAAGGGUGCAGGAGGCGCUGAGGGAUCUGAGAGCUUUUGUGGAGGAGUUGCCUGCGCAUCUUCAUAUCGAACCUACAGACGCCCCGGAGCCCAGUCCCAAGCCUCUCUCGCUUCACUUGUAUUUCAAUCAGGUUGCCAUCACGGCCACUCGCCCUAUUCUUCUUCACGUCCUUCGAACCCAUGUCGCAGCAUGGGACACUCAACCUCGCACCGAACCUCAAAUCCCAGUAUCAGCAAAGACCCUCUCCGAAGCCUGCGUCCGCUGCGCACGGCACUCCUGCCGGCUCUUAAUCGAAUGUUGGAUAGACGGCUCCUUUGCAACAUUUGACUACUUCUACACACAGUAUCUCUUCGCCGCGGCAACUGUCCUUGCGAUAUCGAGCCUUAUCGACGGUAAAGAAGCUCGCAGCGACAAGGAGCAGUUCGAGUCCGCGGCACAGUUUCUUGCGCAACUAAAAGAGAAUGGAAACUUCGCUGCUGAAGAAUUCUGUCGACAUCUCGAUGCUAUGAAAGUGUGCAUGGCGACGCGACAGGGACAGUUUGCACCAGAUGCUGUGAUGCAACAGUUCGAGGAGAUUGAUGUAAGCGGCUUCUCAAACCCAACUGCCGGGAUGGCGCUGUCAGAGCCUUCGCUGCAGGAGCUGUUAUCACAGCCCGUGCUGGAUUUGCAGUUCAUUGAUGCUUCAAUGUAUCAUGACGGGUCGCAGGGGCUGUACUGGCCUGAUAUAGCUAGUGAUAUCAGUCCUGAGAGCUGGACUGCUACCGGCUGGACGCCAGGUGCUUAA